AUGCCCAAGCAAACAGCAGUGACGAUUACUUUGGCGACCCUGAUGGGUGUUGCAGUGGGGGGCCUGGUUUUGUGGAAGGCAUCCCAGCGUCGCAAAGGAAAAGCAUGCUCUAGUAGUCAGCGGGAGGAAGCAGUUAUAAACUUGGCAGAUGAGAAACUGAAUAAGGCAGAGGGUAAGGAGGUGCUUUCCUUCUUCAGAUCUCCCACCUUUUCCUGGGUAGAAGGGACCCUUGGUGCAGACAUAGUGAUAGUUUCAGAGCAGGAGGAGUGGGAUCGUGUUGAACCUUUGCUGAAGAAGGAGCUGGAGAAGUGGCCAGUGCUUGGAAUUGAUUGUGAGUGGGUAUCUGUGGAGGGAAAAGCAAAUCCUGUAUCCCUCCUACAGAUGGCUUCUUCCAGUGGCCUCUGCAUUCUUGUUCGGUUGUCCAGGCUUGUUGCCAGUGGACAGACUAUCCCAAAGACCCUGUUGGACAUCAUGGCAGAUAGUGCUGUGUUGAAAGUUGGGGUAGGAUGCUGGGAAGAUGCUUGCAAGUUACUUCAUGAUUAUGGUCUUCCAGUCAAAGGGAGCAUGGAUCUCCGGUAUUUAGCCAUGAGACAGCGGAAGGAUCUACUUCACAACUGCCUUAGCCUUAAGUCUUUAGCUGAAAAAGUCCUCAACUGCCCGCUUGACAAGUCUCCUCAUGUGCGUUGCAGCAACUGGGAGGCAGAAGAACUGUCACGAGAUCAG
Messenger RNA from Pterocles gutturalis (yellow-throated sandgrouse), 723 nucleotides. Its product is annotated as exonuclease 3'-5' domain-containing protein 2-like. The annotation marks the transcript as partial. Gene Ontology annotation, molecular function: nucleic acid binding; 3'-5' exonuclease activity. Lineage: Eukaryota; Metazoa; Chordata; Aves; Pterocliformes; Pteroclidae. The transcript is spliced from 3 exons. Gene Ontology annotation, cellular component: nucleus; cytoplasm. The record is from RefSeq and is a predicted model, not a curated record. Gene Ontology annotation, biological process: nucleobase-containing compound metabolic process.